This is a messenger RNA of Clunio marinus, 189 nucleotides long. NCBI's taxonomy places the organism in Eukaryota, Metazoa, Arthropoda, Insecta, Diptera, Chironomidae. The record is from the annotation of a GenBank genome assembly.
AUGCUAAGUGAAUCAAAUAUUUAUUUAUGUAAAAAGUUUGCUGUAUCAUGUGCAUACACAUCAAAUUUCAAAACAUUCUCACUUCUCAUCUGUCUGUUGAAUGCCAUCAUCGUCUUCAUAUCAAAUGGUUUUCAUAAAAAUCUGAGGGUUAAAAUGCAAGUUCAUAUCACGAUGAAAAAAAUGAAAUAA